AUAUAGUUCGACUCUGGAGGAUCAAGAAAAGGAAGGCAGAGGCGAGAAAAAAUGAUCUCGGAGUCAAAUUGCUCAGACUCUGUCAAAUGCUGUACACGCGAUAAGUGUUUUGCAGCAUUUCGGUGAAUAUUUGAGGGGUUUUGGAUGUUUUUGUGUACUGAAUUGUGAUAAUUUCUCCAGGAGAAAUGAUCAUCCGUGAGAUUUUACUUGUUCUCCUCGCGAGAAGCACUCUUGGACAUCUGACAACCAAUCGACUGGAUUACGUGAUCAACGAGGUGUUCUUGAGUGUGCCAGAGAAGCCUGACGAAGUUCCCAAUCAUCCUGAGCAGGUUAAGACAGAUGGUGGAACCUUUGUGGAGUAUUAUCUAGUGGGCAAUAAUGCAUACUUGCACAACGACUGGUUGGGGUGUGCGUACUUCUUCGAGAAGGCUGUGCAGGAGUUCAGGGAUUAUUCUGGGGUGGUGGCAAAUUGUCGGAUUAACUGCGAGUACGAGAGGCAGAAUGGGGAACCACUGUUUCCCGAGAAUCCGGAGAAUAUUCAUUUCUUCGAUGGGAUUAUGAGAAAGACACUGUGCUUGAAGAAGUGCCUCUUCAGGGAUUUGGCCAAGGCUUAUAGAUUCUUCGAAGUGGACGAUGCUUUCCGGGAAAUUUUUCACAGUAGGAAACCGUAUGAGUAUCUCCAGCUUUGCCACUUCAAAAAUGGUGAUCUGCAGAAGGCAGUUUCUGCCGCUGCCACCGUCUUGGCGAUGCAUCCGGAGCACAAAUUGAGUGUUGGGAAUCUCAAGUACUACUCAACACUGGAAGAAUUCCGGCCAGAGUUCCUUAAGGAUGAGGAAAAGAAGCGCUUUGUUGACUCAUACCUCAAAGGUAUGGACUUCUAUAGGGAGUCAAAGUGGCAGAAUUGCAUUGAUGAGUUUGAAAAGUCUCUGAUGACUUUCGACCAGGAGGAAAACAUUUGCCGGGCCUUCUGUGAAGGAUCAUUUAAUCAGGGAUGGCACCCGGACUUCACCACCUCAACCGCGAAUCACUUCACUUACUGCCUGAGAUGUAAGAGGAAUUGUACAAAGGACAUGAGUAUUGUGGGCACGCAAAAGUAUCCAGACGUCUUUCCCAGUCACUAUGAAUAUCUCCAGUUCUCCUAUUUUAAUGUGGGCAAUCUUGAGCAGGCCAUCAAAUGCACAAUGACUUACUUGCUCUUCUUCCCAGAGAAUGAAGUGAUGCUGGAGAACCUGGAGUUUUACAAGAACCAUCCAGAGGCCAAAGAGGAGUUUUUCGCAGUCAGAAAGGAAGCUCUAGAAUAUUACCAGAGAUCGCGAUAUGAGAAGACCCUUCUUCAAUUCAUCAAUGAGGAAUUCACGAAGUUCUUCGAAAAGCAGAAAGCAAAUUCCUAGUAAAUAAUUCUAGUUACUACUUAAAAUUCAUGCAGGAAAAUUUCAGUUUAAAUUGUAAUUUGAAAUGAAAAUACAUAUUUACAGUGCUUAUCAGUGUGUUAACGGUUAAUACUGCGCUGAAACAGUAUUAGAAGGGUAAACAUAUAACUGAUCAGGCUGCAAGUAAAUAGCAGGAAUAAUAGACAA
Molecule: messenger RNA, 1577 nt
Organism: Phlebotomus argentipes
Lineage: Eukaryota; Metazoa; Arthropoda; Insecta; Diptera; Psychodidae
Product: prolyl 3-hydroxylase 1-like
Exons: 2
Coding region: 186-1391 (401 amino acids)
Biological process (GO): collagen fibril organization
Cellular component (GO): endoplasmic reticulum
Molecular function (GO): collagen binding; protein binding
Source: RefSeq, a predicted model, not a curated record